AUGGCCGGUCUGUCCAACGCAUGUCGCCGCCGUCAGCUCUACAUCAAGAUGACACAAUAUGCAUAUGGAGACCAAGACCUUAGCUGCAUCUCGGGAUGCUCUUUCGCAGAGAAAGAAAGUAGAAGCGGCCGACAGUCGGACAUAGGAAAGCCUCUAGCUCAGCACAUUCAUCGUAAUGAUCGCAUAACCAGUCUUGCUAGUCUCCACUCUCCCAAGCCGAACCCGAGCAAGAGCCCAAGAAGGGGGCUGUUCUCGUGA
Colletotrichum costaricense is the source of this 258-nucleotide messenger RNA. RefSeq lists its product as uncharacterized. The transcript has a single exon. Lineage: Eukaryota; Fungi; Ascomycota; Sordariomycetes; Glomerellales; Glomerellaceae. The record is from RefSeq and is a predicted model, not a curated record. Bases 1 to 258 code for a protein of 85 amino acids.